Molecule: messenger RNA, 1065 nt
Organism: Oppiella nova
Lineage: Eukaryota; Metazoa; Arthropoda; Arachnida; Sarcoptiformes; Oppiidae
Source: the annotation of a GenBank genome assembly
AUGGGCAACAGCUCAACGGUUACUGCACUUACACUUGCAAUUGGCAUGCUUUUACCCUUUACGAGUUAUGCAAAAAAUAAUGUCGUUGUCGUCGCAACUGGCGGUACGAUCGCGGGUGCUGGAGCAAGUUCUACAAAUAGCGCAACAUAUACUGCUGCGAAAGUUCCUGUAGAUGAUUUAUUGAAUGCAGUUCCGCAAAUUCAAAAUCUUGCCAAUGUUACAGGCGUACAGGCUUUACAGGUUGCUUCAGAAAGCAUCACUGACAAAGAGCUUUUAACAAUUGCACGCAAAGUGAACGAAUUGGUUAAAAAGCCUGAUGUGAAUGGCGUGGUGAUUACCCAUGGUACAGAUACUUUAGAAGAAACUGCUUAUUUUCUAAGUCUUACAGUUCAUACAGAUAAACCAAUUGUCGUUGUUGGUUCCAUGCGUCCACCUUCAGCGCUUUCAGCUGACGGCCCUUUGAACCUUUAUAGUGCUGUUGCGCUUGCUGCCGCAGACAGUGCCAAAGGCAAAGGCGUUUUUGUGUUAAUGAAUGACGAUAUUUUUGCAGCACGUGAUGUGUCAAAGACCAUCAAUAUUCAUACCGAUGCUUUUGUCAGCCAAUGGGGUGCUUUAGGUACAUUGGUUGAAGGUAAACCUUAUUGGUUUAGAAACGUUGCAAAACGUUUUAACAAUAGCUCUGAGUUUAAUAUUGAAAACAUUCAGGGUGAUGCGCUACCAAUCGUUCAAAUCGUUUAUGGUUCAGGCAAUAUGCUUCCAGAUGCCUAUGUGGCCUACGCGAAAGCGGGUGCUAAAGCCAUUAUUCAUGCAGGUACAGGUAAUGGUUCCGUAGCAAAUUAUAUUGUUCCGACAUUAAACCAACUCCAGCAACAAGGUGUACAGAUCAUUCGUUCUUCACGCGUUCCACAAGGUUUUGUGUUACGUAAUGCUGAACAGCCUGAUGAUAAAUAUGGUUGGGUGGUUGCUCACGAUUUAAAUCCGCAAAAAGCAAAACUUUUAGCUGCUUUAGCACUGACCAAAACCAAAGAUGCAAAAGAAAUUCAACGGAUGUUCUGGGAAUACUAG